Messenger RNA from Monomorium pharaonis (pharaoh ant), 13992 nucleotides. It is a transcript of the gene kl-3, whose product is annotated as dynein heavy chain 8, axonemal. Gene Ontology annotation, biological process: microtubule-based movement. The record is from RefSeq and is a predicted model, not a curated record. The coding region runs from base 115 to 13914 and encodes 4599 amino acids. Gene Ontology annotation, cellular component: dynein complex. Lineage: Eukaryota; Metazoa; Arthropoda; Insecta; Hymenoptera; Formicidae. The transcript has 66 exons. Gene Ontology annotation, molecular function: ATP binding; minus-end-directed microtubule motor activity; ATP hydrolysis activity.
AGAGGAAUUGUCAGAAGUACAUACAUCGUACAUAGUCGUAUAGUUAUAUUUUUUUCUUUUAAGGCCUUCUGUUCUCAUAUACGUUGACAUUCACGAUUUCUUUUUCUUCCAACAAUGGCAAAUAUAUAUUCCGCAUCGCGCGAUUACACGAAACCGGCUAUUGAUCAACGAGUUGCCGAGUUAUUGAAGAGGAGGAUUGGUGCACGGGAAGAUUUACCCACGGAGAGUACAAAAGAGCGACUUGCAAAAUUCAAGGAAAUUCGUAACGCUAGGCAGGGAUUAUUAAAGAUUACGCAUCGACAUGUCCUAGAGACAGUGGCAUAUAUUCUAAACAUAGGUACCGAGGUCUUGGAAGAAGGAAUUCUCGACAAAGACGAAUAUGUGAAUGUAUUUAACAGUUUUUUCACUGAAGGUGGAAGACAAGCAAUCGUUGUAUACCUUCAACCUAUGAGUCCUCCGACAUUUGAUUCAGGCCGAUGGACGCCGCAACUUAGCAAAGAACAGCAAGUUAUACGCUGUUGCAUAACAGAUGGUACUACCGAAGAAUUCUCAGGCAGAUGCGUUAUAGUUUAUCGAUUAAAAUCAAAUAUGGAAUUUGGAAUCAAACAGUUGCUCGAUGAAACAUAUUAUGCAUAUGCGGAGGUAGAUCCCACAUCACGAUGUGUGCUGGCAGGAAUAUCUGAUUUAAUUUCACGUUUGCAUGUACGAACGUUAACUGCUAAUACGCAAUGGGGAGAAUUGUCGAAGAGCGAGAUUGGAGAAAAGAUGAAAGACAAUUUUAUAGGCAAUUUUAAAGAUUUUUGUGAAUUCCUUAGUAUGACGAAGAUAGAUUUGGAAAAUGUUGUAUGUUUUCAAGUCAAUUGGGACUUGUAUCAGAAAUGUUUAGCGCAACCUGAAAACAUUAGAAAGAACAUUCGUAAACUGGACGUUAUUGCAGCAGCAGAAGCUGAUGUCCGAAUGUGGAUGAAGCUGAUGGAAAGGGCCAUUGUUGAAAGUCAACAGUUGCGCAGGGAAACCGAAACUGUGGGACCAACUGCAGAACUUACGUACUGGCGUCGAUUAUUGGGCCAGUUUUCGUCAAUAAUGAAUCAUAUAAAAUCUUCCUAUGCACAAGCAUUUAUACAAUUGCUAACGGAAGCGAAGUCAAAACUCGUCAAAAAAUGGAAGAUAUUAGAAGAUCACGUUACAACGGUGCAUAUUUUGUCUCAAGAUAACGUGAAGUAUCUAUACGCCUUAGAGAAAUUUACACAGCCGUUGUACAGAUUAGAUCCUACGAAAAUAGGGGAUUACUUACCUGCGCUCAUGUAUGCUAUAAGGAUGAUGUAUGCGACAUCACGAUUUUUCAAUACAAGGAAGAUGGUAACUGCUGUGUACGUAAAGAUAACAAAUCAAAUGAUAUUAGCAUGUAAAGUAUAUUUAACGGAAGACGGAAAAAUAAGCGUUUGGAAUGAAUCGAAAUGUACUAUGAUAUCUAAAAUAAAGAAUUGUAUUAAGCUUUGUGAAAUAUAUCAUAACUGUUACGACGAUAUGUGUAAGAAGGUCGAGGAAUCUUCAGACGAGAAUCCUUUCGAAGUAUCUGAAAUGUACGUUUUUGGGAAGUUUGCUACUUUUAAAACAAGAAUAAUAAAAAUCAUGGACAUCCUUGAGACAACACGAAUGUACUCUAUCCUACACAGUUCGACUAUAGAAGGAAUUAGUACAUACGCACAAAAGUAUAUGGAUCAUUUUGAAAAGAUUUCUUCACAAAACUACGAUCCCUUGGAUCAUAGGAAACCUUAUUUCGAUACUGAUUACGAUGAAUUUAAAAAAAGCGUAGCCGAAAUUGAUGUGGAGCUUAGAACGUUUUUUCACAACUGCGUUUCUCUUAUGCCAAACGUAACGCAGAGUCUAAAUUUGAUAGCUAGGUUUCAAAAAUUGAAUCUCAAGCAACUGAGAAUUGAUAGGAAAUGCAUGGAACUCAUCUCAAUGUUCGAACAAGAGAUCGAAGAUAUUCGCGACAUAUACAAUGAAAAUAGAUCCGAUCCACCUAUACCGAGGAAUAUUCCACCCAUCGCAGGUAGAAUUUUGUGGGUCCGCCAAUUGUAUAAACGCAUUGAAGUUCCUAUGAAUAUGUUUAAAUCAUAUCACAGAGUGAUUACGUUUGAUUCUAUGCAAAAAUGUAUUAAGAUAUAUAACAUUCUUGUCAACGUCUUUAUUCACUAUGAGUUAAUAUAUUAUAAAGCGUGGUAUGAUUCAACUAACAUUGUUUGUCUGGCACUAUCAUCCCCUUUGUUCGUGCGUCAUCCAAAGACAAAUAAGUAUUGUCUGAAUUUCGAUUCUUAUAUUUAUGAAGUGAUACGAGAAUCGGAAUAUAUGUCCAAAUUCGGAUUAGAAGUGCCGGAUUUUAUACAAAUUUUAAUCUUUUGCAAAGAAAAGAUAUUUUUAUCCUAUGAAAGAGUGAAGAAAUUACUUAAGAAAAAUGACGCUCUUAGAAAGUCUAUCCCGAUCUUAUUUUUAAAUCUAAUGAAACCAGCACUCGUCAAUCUUGAGAUUGCUUUUCAACCCUGUGUAUCGGUAGUUACAUGGUCCUCGUUAAAAAUUUCUAAUGCAUGCGCUAAAUUAGAAGAAGAGAUAAAAAAUGCGCAGAUAAUCGUAAAGGAGGUGGUAGACAUGAAGGAAGCAAGAGUGGAUGAAGUACUUGAGUCUAUUGCAGAAAUGAUAUUAUUAAAACUAGACGAUUACCCGAAAAGCCCAGAACAACUUUUGGCCGAUAACACAGAUUUUAGAGAUAAAAUAGCAAUUGACUUGGAAAUCAAAUCUUCGGUGGCAGAAAAGGCUGUUAUUAUGAUUAUUAAUAAAUUUAUUGAUCUUAUAAGUGAUCCCACUGUGCAAAAUAUUAAAUACAAUUGGAUGGAUCCUGAGAGAAUACACAGACAAAUUGGAUCUGAAAGCAGAUUAAUACAAGGACCAUUCGAACCGGGCUUUGGUUACAUUGAAAGAACAAGCAAAGUUAAGAUAAGUCAAGUGCAUAAUGAUUGCAUAGAACUUUUUGCAUAUUAUAAUAAUAAAUUAACAGAGGCUUUAGUAAAGUGUACUAAAAACUCGUUAGACUUAUUAAAGAAGAAAGCAACCGUUAUGAGUGUGUUAGUUGAAGAUAUUGCAAUAGACCAAGAAAUUCCAAUUAUGAUGACAUAUUUUGUUUUACAAAUACCGAAUAUAAUAAUUAGCCCUUCAAUAGAAGAAUUGCAAAGUCAUUUUAGCAAAGUUAUAACAAAUAUUAUAGAAACACAUAAGAAAGUGUUUAUGUGGGGACAACGAUAUUCUACAAAUGCAAAAGCUAAACCACUUGAAAACCUGCCCAAUACCUACUUUCAAAGCGUGUUUGAUCAUAAAGAUAUAAUCCGCAGUUCAAUGAGUUUGCAAGGCUUAAUAUUAAUAUUAAGAGAUGAUGUCUCCAAAGUUGGCAACUCAUAUUUACGAUAUUCUUACAUAUGGGCAGAAAAUAGAAAUGAGAUUAUACAAUCUUUUAUUGACUCAAAACCUCUUUUACAAGAAAUCAAAGAAAAAUUUCUAGAAUAUGAAGACUUAAUGACAGAAAUAAAAAAUUUACCUGACCGGCAUAUACUAGGUCCUCUUCAAAUUAACACAGAUAAAUUAAAAUUAGCUUUCCUUGUUGAAGCAAAUGCAUGGAAAAAGUCAUUGGGCAUCCUUUUAUCAAAUAAGUACAAGGAGAAAUUACGAAAAAUAACAGAUUACAUUUUUGAUAAAAAUAAAGUUCUUGCUAGGCAUAUUAAAGAUUUAGAGGAUGUUAGAGUCGCAAUGAAAUGCUUGGGAGAAAUACGAGAUAAUUUCGUAUCAAUAGACAUGGAAUUAAUAUUGAUUGAAGAAACUUAUACAUUAAUGGGAAAAUUUAAUGUAGAUAUAUUAAAAGAAGAUCAAGAUAUAGUAGAUGGACUCAGAUAUAAUUUUAGCAACUUGCUCAAUACAGCGAAGCAAGUUCAAGCAGUAAUAUGUGAAAUGCAAGAACCAUUGAAAAAAGAACUUGUUGAGGGAGUUGCAGUUCUUAAAAAGAAGGUAGCUCAAUUUGACAUUGAUUUUGAACUCAAUGGUCCAAUGGUUGAAGGAAUACCCGCAAAAGAAGCUAGCGAACGACUUAUCUUGUUCCAAGCGCGUUUUGAAGAACUGUGGGAAAGAUACGAGACUUACAGCAGUGGUGAAAGCUUAUUUGGUAUAGAAGUAACCGAGUACCCGGCUCUACAACAGAGAAAAAGAGAAACUAAUUUAUUACAAAAAUUAUACACGUUAUAUUUGCAAGUUAUGCACACUAUUGACAGUUAUUAUGACAUUCCAUGGUCUGAAAUUGAUAUUGAGUCAAUUAUAACUGAAUUAGCUGACUUCCAAAACAAAUGUCGAAAGUUACCUAAAGCUAUGAGAGAAUGGCCCGCUUACAUCGAUUUAAAAAAAAAGAUCGACGAUUUUAAUGAAAUGUGCCCAUUGUUAGAGAUGAUGGCUAAUAAAGCCAUGAAAAAUAGACAUUGGGAAAAACUAUCUAAACUUUGUAAAUAUUUCUUUGAUGUGGAAUCUGAAACGUUUACCUUAGCAAACGUUAUGCAGGCACCUUUAUUGAAAUACAAAGAUGAUGUGGAGGAUAUAUGUAUUAGUGCAGUGAAGGAACAAGAUAUCGAGUUUAAAUUGAAGCAGAUAAUUGCGGACUGGGCGGUUAUAAAUCUGCAAUUUGCUCUCUUUAAGCAGAGAGGCGAAUUACUGCUGAAAGGCAUUGAAACGGCUGAAAUAAUAGCACAACUGGAAGACAGUUUAAUGAUUAUAAGCUCUUUGCUGGCAAAUCGUUACAACGCACCGUUUAAGAAAGAGAUUCAGUUGUGGCAGACCAAACUUAGUAAUACGUCGGAAAUAUUGGCGAAAUGGUUAACUGUGCAAAAUCUGUGGGCUUACUUGGAAGCAGUAUUUAUUGGCGGCGAUAUAUCGAAGCAAUUGCCUACUGAAGCAAAACGCUUUAAUACUAUUGAUAAAGCUUGGAUCAAGCUUAUGCUUCGUGCUCAUGAGAAAUUAAAUGCAGUGGAAACGUGUACCGGAGAUGAAACAAUGAGUCAGUUUUUACCUCAUAUACUGGAACAGCUGGAAUGGUGUCAAAAAUCUCUUAGCGGCUAUUUGGAAACCAAGAGAGUUAUUUUUCCAAGAUUUUGUUUUAUAUCGGAUCCUACUUUGCUGGAGAUACUCGGGCAAGCAGCGGAUUGUCACACAAUACAGAAUUAUCUUGACGGAUUCUUCGAUAAUGUAUCAAAACUAAAGUUUUCCGAAAAAGAAUAUGACAAAAUUGUAGCAAUGUAUUCACGGGAAGACGAACAAAUUGUGUUGGAAAAAGAAGUCGCAUGUACAGGAGGCGUGGAGAACUGGUUAAACGUUCUGUUAACAAUCCACCAGCAGUCCGUUGGCGCUGUGAUUUCCCUGGGAUUGCAAUCACUUCGUACAUCUGAAUUUGACAUCUUGUUAUUGAUAGAAAAUUCCAUUUUGCAAGUGGGUUUAUUAGCAUUACAAGUUUUAUGGACACACGAUUCCGAAAUAGCAAUUACGACAGCCAAACGUGAUAGAACGAUAAUGAAAAAGACCAAUCGAUGGUUCCUGGAUUUGCUAAACAGUCUUAUAGAAAUAACUGUUAAGGAUCUUACAAAAUAUGCCAGAAUAAAAUACGAAUGUUUAAUAACGAUACACGUACAUCAAAGAGACAUCUUUGAUGAGUUAUGUCGUCUCAGAAUUCGAAGUAUACAUGACUUUGAAUGGUUGAAACAAUGUCGAUUUUAUUACAAUGACGAUUCAGAAGAAGUCCCAGUCAAGAUAACUGAUAUAGAAUUUGUUUAUCAAAAUGAAUUCUUGGGUUGUACAGAUCGACUUGCAAUUACGCCGCUCACAGACAGGUGUUACAUAACACUAGCGCAAGCUGUAGGAAUGAAUUUCGGCGGGGCUCCCACAGGUCCCGCUGGCACGGGUAAAACAGAAACGACGAAAGACAUGGGAAAAGCGCUGGGAAAAUAUGUCGUUGUUUUUAAUUGCUCCGAUCAAAUGGAUUUUCGAGGUUUAGGAAGAAUAUUUAAAGGCCUAGCACAAUCAGGUACCUGGGGAUGCUUUGACGAAUUUAAUCGAAUUGAUCUAUCAGUAUUAUCCGUCGCCGCACAGCAAAUAGCAAUCAUAUUCAAUACGCGAAAAGAGAGAAAGACAACUUUCUUAUUCAGUGAUGGCGAAACAUAUAAACUCAAUUAUGAAUUCGGAAUAUUUAUUACAAUGAAUCCCGGAUACGCUGGUCGACAAGAAUUGCCCGAAAAUUUGAAAAUACAAUUUAGAAGUGUAGCGAUGAUGGUUCCUGACAGACAAAUCAUAAUGCGAGUGAAACUUGCCGCGUGUGGCUUCAAAGAGAACGUACUAUUAGCGCGAAAAUUUUUUAUAUUGUACAAAUUAUGCGAAGAGCAACUCAGCAAGCAGGUACAUUACGAUUUUGGAUUAAGGAACAUUUUGUCAUGCUUACGCACACUUAGUGCUCAGAAACGUGCGAAUCCCAUCGAUUCCGAAGAAACCACACUUAUGAGAGUACUAUGCAAUAUGAAUUUAUCAAAAUUAGUGGACGAAGAUGAGCCUCUUUUCAUGUCGCUUAUCGAAGAUAUGUUUCCGGGUAUAAAGUUAACAACACAGACGUAUAAAGAAUUACAGAAAGCAAUAGAAAACGCUACUGACGCUCUUAACAUAAUAAAUCAUAAAGAAUGGAACUUGAAAACUGUUCAGUUAUACGAGACGUCGCUUGUUCGCCAUGGUUUGAUGGUCCUUGGACCAACAGGAUCUGGUAAAACACGAUGCAUGUGGGCGUUAAUGAGGGCUCUAACAGAGAUGGGAAUGCCGCAUAAAGAAAUCAGAAUGAAUCCAAAAGCAAUAACUGCAUCUCAAAUGUUUGGAAGACUCGAUGUUGCGACGAAUGAUUGGACAGAUGGUAUAUUCUCCAUUAUAUGGCGAAGAUCCACACAGACAAAGAAGACGGAAAACUUAUGGAUGGUACUAGACGGUCCCGUUGACGCAGUAUGGAUUGAAAAUUUAAAUUCUGUCCUGGAUGACAAUAAGACAUUAACAUUGGCAAAUGGUGAUCGUAUUAUAAUGGCACCAAAUACUAAAUUAGUAUUCGAACCUGACAAUGUGGAUAAUGCGUCACCAGCGACUAUAUCACGCAUGGGAAUGGUAUUUGUCAGUGCCUCUGUGCUAAAAUGGAAUUCAAUUUUAGAGGGUUGGCUUAGGAAAUGUUCAAGCAAUGAGGCUCGAGUGUUACGCACGUUAUUUGAUCAAAUAUAUGGAGAUGCCCACACAUUUGUUCAAACAAAGCUCCAAGCUAAAAUGAUGAUUUUAGAAGCGCUUUAUAUACGACAGUGUAUUGACUUAUUGGAAGGUUUAAACGUCGGAAAUUCUGACCCAACCAAAACAUUAUUAGCUGAAUACCAUAUCGAGAAGCUAUUUUUGUUUUCUCUUAUGUGGAGCUUGGGUGCAAUGUUAGAACUAGACGGUCGACUUGCACUACAGGAAUAUCUUAUAAAUCAUGAGUCACAUUGUAACUGGCCGAAAUGUAUAGAAGAUGAAACUAUUUUUGAAUAUCUAGUAUCAGAUGAUGGAAAAUGGAUGCAUUGGAGUAAAAUGGUUCCAAAAUUUGAAUAUCCGUCAGAUCGUGUCUUGGAAUACCAUACUAUUCUUGUUCCGAAUGUCGAUAAUACGAGGACCUUAUAUUUAAUUGAUAUUAUAGCGAGGCAGGAAAAGGCAGUACUUUUAAUAGGGGAAGCCGGCACCGCAAAAAGCAUGAUGAUGAAGAGUUACAUGUUUAAGCACGAUCCCGAAUAUCAUUUGAAUAAGUUUUUUAAUUUUUCUUCAGCAUCCACACCUAACAUGGUUCAACGUGUAUUCGAGAGCUAUGUUGAAAAGCGAGUGGGCACCACUUAUGGUCCUCCUGGUGGACGAAAAAUGACUAUUUUUAUCGAUGAUAUAAAUAUGCCGACCAUAAACGAAUGGGGUGAUCAAAUUACGAACGAGCUCAUACGUCAGUUAAUGGAGUACAAAGGGUUCUACUCCUUAGAUAAGCCUGGCGAUUUUUGUACUAUGCAAGAUAUUAUGUUACUUGCCGCGAUGCAUCAUUCGGGUGGUGGUCGAAAUGACAUACCAGAGCGAUUGAAACGGCAAUUCAAUAUUUUUAAUUGCACGCUACCGUCCAAUAAGUCCAUGGAUACAAUUUUUAGUGUCAUCGGUCAAGGCUACUUUUGCCUUACGAGAUUCUCCGAAACCAUAGUUAAUUUCUUGCCGAAGCUCAUAUCUUUAACUCGAUUAUUAUGGCAGAAUACUAAAGCAAAAAUGUUACCGACUCCGGCCAAGUUUCACUACGUCUUUAACUUACGUGAUCUUUCUCGCAUCUGGGAGGGAAUGCUCAGGAUACAGAGAGCCGAGUGCGAGUCUAUAACGACACUGCUGAAAUUAUGGAAGCACGAAUGCACACGCGUGAUAGCGGAUCGCUUUAUCACCGCCGCCGACAAAGAAUGGUUUCAAAAUACAUUGUGGCGAAUCGCGGAGAAGAUAUUGGGUCCGGAUUUUCAAUAUUAUUCCCAAGUUGAGACGUACUUCGUUGACUUUUUGCGCGAACCACCAGAACCGACAGGUGACGAGCCGGAAGAUUUUAUAUUAGAGGCACCAAAGGUUUAUGAGGAGAUACCCAGUUACGAUGUCGUUAUUGCGAAAGUUCAACAAAAUAUGGAACAAUUUAAUGAAUACAUACGCGGCAUGCAUCUCGAUCUGGUCUUCUUUCACGAUGCUCUGGUGCACUUGAUACGAAUAUCAAGAAUACUUGGAGUUCCCAGAGGCAAUGCGUUGCUGGUAGGUAUAGGGGGAUCCGGCAAGCAGAGUCUGACGCGACUGGCAUCCUUCAUUGCAGGAUAUAACUUCUUUCAAAUUACGUUAUCCAGAAUUUAUAACGUAGCUAGUUUGAUGGAUGAUCUACGAAAAUUAUAUCGUUCCGCUGGCAUUGACAGCAAAGGAUUAACUUUUAUUUUCACCGACAACGAAGUAAAAGAUGAAGCCUUUUUAGAAUAUAUAAACAACAUAUUAAGCGUUGGCGAAGUGGCCAAUCUUUUUCCAAAGGAUGAAUUAGAUGAGAUUUUGACAACUGUCACGCCGUUUAUGAAAAAGACUGAUCCCCGACGACCUCUAACGCAAGACAAUCUUUACGAUUACUUUAUAUCGAAAGCGAGAAAUAAUCUGCAUAUAGUUUUAUGCUUUUCACCAAUCAGUGGAAAGUUUAGAUCUCGGGCGUUAAAAUUUCCUGGCCUUAUAUCUAGUUGCACGAUAAAUUGGUUUUCGAGCUGGCCAAAAGACGCACUGUACGCGGUCGGCGAACAUUUCUUAGGUACAUAUAAAGUUAUAUGCAGCCCGGAAGUAAAGCAACAAUUAAUGCAUGUUGUGGGCGAUAUUCAAGAUGAUGUAAGCGAUACCUGCACAGCAUACUUCGACAGAUUUCGACGUCAAAUAUAUGUGACACCGAGGUCAUUUUUAACGUUUCUCGACAGUUACAAAACGCUUUACAAGCAACGUUUGGAUAAUAUUAAUACACUUACUUCUCGUAUGAGUAGCGGUUUAAAUAAAUUAAUUGACGCAGCGGCUCAGGUCGACGUGUUACGGCACGAAUUGGAAAAAACUCAAGAGGAAAUUGCAGCAAAAAAUAUUCAAGUGGAAGCGAUUCUUGUUACUGUGAAUGAAAAAAAAAGAGAAGCUGAAGAUGUGAAAGCGAAAGUGCAGGUAUCAAAGGAUGAAGCGGAGAAAAUUCUGAAAGUGAUAGCAAAGGAUAAGGCAGUAGCGGAACAGAAGUUGGAAGCUGCGGAGCCUGCUCUGUUGGAAGCCGAAGCUGCAUUGCAGACCAUAAAAGCAGUAGACAUUGCUACCGUUCGUAAACUGGCUAAACCACCGUACUUGAUUACGCUCAUAAUGGAUUGUGUUCUGAUUCUAUUCGGACGGAAGCUAGAAUCAGUUAAACUCGAUUAUGAACAUCAAUUUCUACAACCUUCGUGGUCGGAAUCGUUAAAGGUCUUGGCCGACACCAGAUUUUUAUAUAAUUUACAAAAUUUUCCAAAGGAUAAUAUUAAUGCCGAAACUGUUGAUUUAAUGAUGCCAUAUUUAAACUUUCACAUGUACACUUACGAAGCCGCGAAGCAAGCCUGUGGAAAUGUUGCGGGACUCAUACAAUGGACCAUCUCCAUGAUCGCCUUUUAUGAAAUAAAUAAAGAUGUACUGCCUUUGAAGGCAAAUCUUUUUGUACAAGAAAAUAAAUACGAGAUAGCCAACAAAAAUUUACUCGAGGCAGAAGAAUUGUUGAAAGAAAAAGAUGAUGCUUUAAAGAUAGUGCAAAAUGAAUUUGAUGCCGUGAUGCGAGAACGACAAAAAAUUAUCGACCAAGCUGCAGCUUGCCAAGCGAAAAUGGAUAUUGCGUUUGCUAUGAUUGAAGGAUUAUCUGGAGAAAAAAUAAGAUGGACGGACCAAGUGACUACAUUUAAAUCAGAAACAGAACGUCUCGUUGGAGAUGUGUUGGUGUUAACUGGAUUUCUUUGUUAUUGCGGGCCAUUUAAUCAAGAAUUCCGAGUUCUUUUGCAAAAGAAAUGGUUCGACUUCAUACAAGACAGAAAGAUCCCAAUUUCUGUUACUUUAAACAUUGUUAAUGUGUUGACAGAUACAGCUAUGAUUGGCGAUUGGAACUUGCAAGGUCUUCCAACCGAUGAAUUAUCCGUACAAAAUGGGAUAAUUGUAACGAAGGCAUUAAGAUAUCCUUUAUUGAUCGACCCUCAAUUGCAGGGUAAAACAUGGAUUAAAAAUAAAGAGAAAGGGUUUGAUUUACAGGUAACAUGGUUCAGCCACAAAUAUUUCAAAAAUCACCUGGAAGAUUCGGUAUCGAUAGGACGACCAUUAUUGAUCCAAGAUGUAGGGGAAGAAAUAGAUCCAGUGUUAGAUAAUCUGUUAGAAAAGAAUUUUAUAAAAAUUGGAACCUCUUUUAAGGUUAAAUUAGGAGAUAAAGAAGUAGAUAUCAGCAAAGAUUUCAGACUGUAUAUCACGACGAAAUUACCUAAUCCUUUUUACACUCCAGAAAUAUUUGCUCACACGUCUAUAAUCGAUUUUACUGUUACGAUGAAAGGUUUAGAGGAUCAAUUGUUAGGAAGAGUCAUUUUAUCAGAAAGGGAGGAGUUGGAGACAGAGAAGAAACAAUUGAUUGCUGACGUUACUGCAAAUAAUAGAAAAAUUAAAGAAUUAGAAACGAAUCUUCUACACAAAUUGGGAACUGUACAAGGUUCUUUGAUAGAAGACGUUGAAUUAAUGUCGGUAUUAAAUACCACCAAGCAAACAGCGGCGGAGAUAAAUAGAAAGCUGAAUAUCGCAAAAGAAACGGAGCUAAAAAUCGAUGUAGCACGUGAAGAAUUCCGACCGGUUGCAACGCGCGGUAGCGUUUUAUACUUUCUGAUAUGUGACAUGCCACAUGUCAAUUCCAUGUACCAAACGUCCCUCGUUCAAUUUUUAGAGCGAUUUGAUAUCUCAAUGGCUAGGUCCGAGAAAAGCCCAGUUAAUCAGAAAAGGAUAUAUCAUAUCAUUGAAUAUUUGACUUACGAUAUAUUUAAACAUAAAGCACGCGGACUUUACGAGAUACACAAAUAUAUGUUUAUUUUGUUGAUGACGCUAAAAAUUGAUCUACAACGUGGCAGCAUCACGUACGAGGAAUUUCAGUAUCUCAUUAAAGGCGGCGCAGCAUUGGACUUAAAAGCAGUCGAGCCGAAACCUUGCAAAUGGAUCACGGAUGUGACAUGGCUUAAUCUAGUUGCACUGUCGUCACUACGACAAUUUCAGUAUAUCGUGUCUCAAGUAUCCGCUUCUGAGAAAGUUUGGAAACAUUGGUUUGACAAAGAUGCACCAGAGGAGGAAGUUAUACCAGAUGGUUAUCACGCGUUAGAUUCAUUCCGUCGAUUGCUCUUGAUAAGAGCUUGGUGUAUGGACAGAGCGUUGUCGCAAUCAAGGAAAUACAUAGCAUCUUCUUUAGGGGCGAAAUAUGCAGAACCCGUGAUUACGCGUCUCGACGUAAUGCACAACGAGUCAAGACCAAAUACACCGAUGAUCUGUUUCUUAAGCUUGGGGUCGGAUCCUACCCCUAGCAUCGAGCAGCUUGCAAAGAGAAUGGAAAUCGUUUGUAGAAGCAUAUCGAUGGGACAGGGUCAGGAAGUCCAUGCUCGUCGACUGCUCAGUAGCGCCAAAACCGAAGGCUUUUGGACUUUAUGCCAGAAUUGUCAUUUAAGCUUGGAGUACAUGGCGGAAUUGGCAAACUUUCUUUUAGAAAUGGAAGCGCCGCAUCCGGACUUUCGCGUAUGGAUAACGACAGAGCCGCACAAAGACUUUCCUGUUUCCUUACUGCAAAUGUCUAUAAAAUAUACAUACGAACCUCCGCAAGGAAUACGCGCGGGUUUAUUGGCGACAUAUAGUAGUAUGAACCAGGAAAUGUUAGAUCAGUGUGACGCCGCGCAAUAUAUACCGCUAAUAUACUCCGUGUCAUUCCUGCACACCGUCGUUCAGGAAAGACGGAAGUUCGGUUCUCUGGGAUGGAACGUACCCUACGAAUUUAAUUUGGCGGACUGGCUGGCUUCUUGUAUGUUUAUAAAUAACCAUCUGAAUGACUACAAUCCAAAACGCGGCAUAAAUUGGCAGAGCGUGCGUUAUAUGAUAGGUGAGGUGCAAUACGGCGGACGCGUUACAGACGACUAUGACAAGAGACUGUUAAAUACCUUCGCGAAAGUAUGGUUUACGGAAGCGCUUUUCGCGGAAGAACGUUUUGUUUUCUACAAGAAUUAUCCGCUCUUGAUAUAUAAACAAGUGAACCACUAUAUGAAGGCGAUAGAUGGCAUGAGUCCCAUUGAUCCGCCGCAAGUCUAUGGCUUACAUCCGAAUGCGGAUAUUACAUACCAGAGUAACACCACACAGACUGUGCUGGAUCUAAUAUUGUCCGUGCAGCCGAAAGAAGCGGGUGUUGCUGGUGCGGAGUCCCGAGAAGCAGUUGUUGCGAGGCAAGCGAAGGAGAUGCUAGAAAAAGUUCCGACACUGUACGAUAUGUUUGAAGUUAAAGAAAGACUGCAUGCAAUGGAUCACACUGCUCCAAUGAACAUUUUCUUAAAACAAGAGAUCAACAGGAUACAGAUGGUUAUAAAAUUAAUACGCGUUAUGCUCAAGGAUCUUCUGUUGGCCAUAGAAGGCAUAAUUAUAAUGAGCGAGGAAUUGCGAGAUAUUUUUGAUAAUAUAUACGAUGCGAAGAUACCAAAGACCUGGAAAGCUCGGUCAUGGGAGUCCGCUUCUUUGGGAUUCUGGUUUACGGAACUAUUGGAGAGGAACCAACAGUUUUCGACUUGGCUAUAUAGCGGGAGACCGAUAAAGUUCUGGAUGACUGGUUUCUUCAAUCCACAAGGAUUUUUGACAGCGAUGAAGCAAGAAAUAACGCGGGCCCAUAAGUGGGCUUUAGAUAACGUUACGGUUCAUAAUGAAGUCUUGCGCAAUAUAGCAGAAGAGAUCAAGAAACCGCCAUCUGAAGGUGUUUACGUUUAUGGUCUGUUUCUGGAGGGUGCCGGCUGGGAUCGAAGAAAUAGCCGUUUAUGCGAAUCGGCAAAUAAAGUUCUUUACGUAUUAAUGCCAGUGGUACAUAUUUUUGUUUUACAUAAUGCAGACAAAGUUCCUCUUCCACAGGAUAAAAAUCUGAAAUUAUAUCAAUGUCCCGUAUAUAAAAAACCUCAGAGAGGUUAUAUGUUCUUAAUAACAUCACUCCUGCUGCCAACGCUAAAAAGUCCCGAUCACUGGAUAUUACGUGGCGUUGCUCUAUUAUGUGAUAAUAAAUAAUUUAUUAUAAAUAAAGAGAGAUGAAAAGAGGUAUAUUGUACAGCUGGAAGUUUCCAUAAUAAACUUAUUAGGAAUAAA